CUGUUGUAAAGGGACUUCCUGUAACAUCGAGAAGCUGAAAACGUUUACCUUACAUUUUGAUUUUCUGUGGAUUCUUCAUCAAAAUGGCACGUAACAGUGAAAAGGCAAUGACCACACUGGCCCGAUGGCGAGCUGCACAUUUAGACGGAACAAGAGAAAAGGAAAGACGUCCUUAUUUGGCUUCUGAUUGCGAAGAUGUGAGUAAAGCUGAAAAAUGGCGCCGGCAGAUCAUCGGGGAAAUAUCACGGAAGGUGGCCCAAAUCCAGAAUGCUGGUCUGGGUGAGUUCAAGCUGCGAGAUCUGAAUGAUGAGAUCAACAAGCUGUUGAGGGAGAAGGGUCACUGGGAGGACCGCAUCAAGGAGCUGGGGGGACCAGAUUACAAGAGAGUUGGACCCAAGAUGCUGGACCAUGAUGGGAAGGAGGUGCCAGGAAACAGAGGGUACAAAUAUUUUGGAGCAGCCAAGGAUCUACCAGGUGUUCGAGAAUUAUUUGAACAAGAACCUCCGCCCCAGCCUCGGAAGACCAGAGCCGAGUUAAUGAAGGACAUUGAUGCUGAUUACUAUGGUUACCGAGAUGAGGAUGAUGGGAUACUUAUCCCCCAGGAGCAGGACACAGAAAAGCAAGCCAUUGCCAAGAAAGUUCGGGACUGGAAGGAGCAACAGGAGAAGAUCAGUCGCGGGGAGGUCACGGAGGAGGACGCCAUGGAAACCGAGGAGGAAAUCUACCUGCCGGAGGAGAUUGAAGAGGAAAUUACAGAAACUCAAAAAACAGAAGAAACAGCUGAACACUUUAUUGCCCAUGUCCCAGUGCCAUCCCAGAAAGAGAUUGAGGAGGCACUGGUGAUGCGGAAGAAGAUGGAGUUGUUGAAGAAGUACGCGAGUGAAAGUCUCCUGGAGGAGGAGGAGGGUGUGCGGAAGAUGCUGGGUGUCUGAUGGGACGGGCA
Molecule: messenger RNA, 943 nt
Organism: Haliotis rubra (blacklip abalone)
Lineage: Eukaryota; Metazoa; Mollusca; Gastropoda; Lepetellida; Haliotidae
Product: pre-mRNA-splicing factor ISY1 homolog
Exons: 11
Coding region: 84-932 (282 amino acids)
Biological process (GO): mRNA 3'-splice site recognition; generation of catalytic spliceosome for second transesterification step
Cellular component (GO): Prp19 complex; post-spliceosomal complex; catalytic step 2 spliceosome
Source: RefSeq, a predicted model, not a curated record